Molecule: messenger RNA, 8376 nt
Organism: Echinops telfairi (small Madagascar hedgehog)
Lineage: Eukaryota; Metazoa; Chordata; Mammalia; Afrosoricida; Tenrecidae
Gene: UNC79
Product: unc-79 homolog, NALCN channel complex subunit
Exons: 52
Coding region: 32-8110 (2692 amino acids)
Molecular function (GO): protein binding
Source: RefSeq, a predicted model, not a curated record
UGGGGCAAAGCCUUUCCAUCUGGACAGCACCAUGUCCACCAAAGCGGAGCAGUUUGCUUCCAAGAUCCGAUACUUGCAGGAAUAUCAUAACCGGGUUCUUCACAACAUUUAUCCUGUCCCUUCAGGAACAGAUAUUGCAAACACCCUGAAAUACUUUUCUCAGACUUUGUUAAGCAUUUUGUCCCGCACAGGGAAGAAGGAAAACCAAGAUGCCUCCAAUUUGACAGUGCCCAUGACCAUGUGUCUUUUUCCUGUGCCAUUCCCACUCACCCCAUCUCUAAGACCGCAGGUCAGUUCCAUCAACCCUACUGUCACUCGCUCCCUCCUUUACAGCGUCCUGCGAGAUGCUCCCUCCGAACGCGGCCCGCAAAGUCGUGAUGCUCAGUUGUCAGACUACCCUUCUUUGGACUAUCAAGGCCUCUACGUGACUUUGGUGACUCUCCUGGAUCUAGUACCUUUACUACAGCAUGGCCAACACGAUCUUGGACAGUCAAUAUUUUAUACAACUACAUGUUUGUUACCCUUUCUCAAUGAUGAUCUUCUGAGUACUUUGCCCUACACGAUGAUAUCAACAUUAGCUACCUUCCCUCCAUUUCUACACAAGGAUAUUAUUGAAUAUCUUAGCACAUCUUUUCUACCCAUGGCUAUAUUGGGGUCCUCGAGGCGAGAAGGUGUUCCUGCCCACGUUAAUCUUUCUGCAUCCUCCAUGUUAAUGAUUGCAAUGCAGUACACAUCCAAUCCAGUGUAUCAUUGUCAAUUAUUGGAAUGUCUCAUGAAGUAUAAACAAGAAGUCUGGAAAGAUCUUCUGUAUGUGAUAGCCUAUGGUCCUUCACAAGUGAAGCCUCCGGCCGUGCAAAUGCUUUUCCACUACUGGCCCAAUUUAAAACCUCCUGGGGCAAUCAGCGAGUACAGGGGGCUGCAGUACACAGCUUGGAAUCCCAUCCACUGCCAGCACAUCGAAUGCCACAAUGCAAUUAAUAAACCAGCUGUGAAGAUGUGCAUAGACCCUUCCCUGUCAGUAGCGUUGGGUGACAAACCGCCCCCGUUGUAUCUCUGUGAAGAAUGCAGCCAGCGGAUCGCAGGAGACCACAGUGAAUGGCUGAUUGAUGUUCUUCUGCCACAAGCUGAAAUAUCUGCUAUCUGUCAGAAGAAGAACUGCAGUUCCCACGUGAGAAGGGCGGUUGUCACCUGCUUUUCAGCAGGGUGCUGUGAUCGUCAUGGAAACAGACCUGUUCGAUACUGCAAGCGAUGCCACUCCAACCACCACAGCAACGAAGUGGGGGCCGCCGUGUCGGAGACGCACCUCUACCAGACCUCGCCCCCACCCAUCAACACGCGUGAAUGUGGCGCGGAGGAGCUGGUCUGCGCCGUGGAGGCCGUCAUUAGCCUAUUGAAAGAAGCCGAAUUCCAUGCUGAGCAGCGGGAAUACGAACUGAACCGCCGGCGGCAGCUGGGCCUCUCCUCCUCCCACCACUCCCUGGAUACGGCGGACUUCGACAACAAGGAUGACGACAAGCACGACCAGCGCCUGCUCAGCCAAUUCGGAAUAUGGUUCUUAGUGAGCCUCUGCACGCCCAGCGAGAACACGCCGACGGAAAGCUUGGCCAGGCUGGUGGCCAUGGUGUUUCAGUGGUUUCACUCCACGGCCUAUAUGAUGGACGAUGAAGUCGGAAGUUUGGUGGAGAAGCUCAAGCCUCAGUUUGUCACCAAGUGGCUGAAGACAGUCUGUGACGUGCGCUUUGAUGUCAUGGUCAUGUGCCUUCUUCCCAAACCCAUGGAGUUUGCCAGGGUUGGUGGAUAUUGGGAUAAGUCUUGCAGCACGGUGACGCAGUUGAAGGAAGGUCUCCAGAGAACCCUCUGCUUGAUCCCCUACAACGUGAUCAAUCAGUCCGUGUGGGAGUGCAUCAUGCCCGAGUGGCUGGAAGCCAUCCGAACAGAAGUCCCAGAUAACCAGCUAAAGGAGUUCAGGGAAGUAUUAAGCAAAAUGUUUGACAUUGAGCUCUGCCCUCUACCCUUUUCAUUGGAAGAGAUGUUUGGCUUUAUCAGUUGUCGCUUCACAGGGUACCCUUCCUCUGUGCAGGAGCAAGCCUUACUCUGGCUUCAUGUGCUAUCGGAGUUAGACAUCAUGGUUCCACUUCAACUCUUGAUAAGUAUGUUUUCUGAUGGAGUCAAUUCUGUCAAAGAACUGGCAAAUCAAAGAAAAUCAAGAGCCAAUGAAUUAGCAGGGAACCUUGCCGCUCGCAGGGUGAGUGUCGCCUCUGAUCCUGGUCGGCGAGUUCAGCACAAUAUGCUGAGCCCAUUCCAUAGUCCUUUCCAGAGCCCAUUCCGGAGUCCUGCGAGGAGCCCAUUCCGGAGCCCCUUCAAGAAUUUCGGACACCCAGGAGGGAGGACGAUUGACUUUGAUUGUGAAGAUGAUGAGAUGAAUUUGAACUGUUUCAUCCUCAUGUUCGAUCUUCUCCUGAAGCAGAUGGAGUUACAAGAUGAUGGCAUCACGAUGGGGCUAGAGCACAGCUUGUCCAAGGACAUUAUUUCCAUUAUAAACAACGUCUUCCAAGCCCCCUGGGGGGGCUCCCACACCUGCCAGAAGGAAGAGAAAGCAGUCGAGUGUAACUUAUGUCAGUCUAGUAUUCUCUGCUAUCAGCUUGCUUGUGAACUCCUGGAGAGACUAGCUCCCAAAGAAGAAAGUCGGCUGGUGGAGCCCACAGACAGUCUUGAAGAAAGCCUCCUUUCUUCCAGACCGGACUUUAUUGUCGGCCUGGAAGGCGAGGAGGAAGACAAUCCGGCAGCCAAGCCCGAGGAGAACCCUGGAAACUGCACUGAGCCCACAGAACAUGCUGCAAUAAAGAAUGAUACUGAAAGAAAAUUUUGCUACCAACAACUUCCAGUAACCUUGAGAUUAAUAUAUACCAUUUUCCAGGAAAUGGCUAAGUUUGAAGAGCCAGAUAUUCUUUUUAAUAUGCUCAAUUGUCUGAAGAUUCUCUGUUUACAUGGAGAGUGUUUAUACAUUGCUAGAAAAGAUCAUCCUCAAUUUUUAGCCUACAUUCAGGAUCAUAUGUUGAUUGCAAGCCUCUGGAGGGUCGUGAAAUCCGAGUUCUCCCAGCUGUCUUCGCUGGCAGUCCCUCUUCUCCUCCACGCUCUGUCACUUCCUCAUGGUGCUGACAUCUUCUGGACAAUCAUAAAUGGCAACUUCAACAGCAAAGACUGGAAGAUGCGCUUUGAAGCAGUGGAAAAAGUGGCCGUCAUAUGUAGAUUUCUGGACAUUCACGCAGUGACCAGGAACCACCUGCUGAAGUACUCGCUGGCGCAUGCCUUCUGCUGCUUCUUGACGGCUGUGGAGGACGUCAACCCGGCAGUGGCCACCAGAGCCAGUCUCCUGCUGGACACCAUAAAGAGGCCAGCAUUACAGGGUCUGUGUCUUUGUCUCGACUUCCAGUUUGAUACUGUGGUUAAAGACCGACCCACAAUAUUGAGUAAGCUUUUACUCUUGCAUUUUCUUAAACAAGAUAUUCCUGCUUUGAGCUGGGAGUUUUUUGUCAAUAGAUUUGAGACGCUUUCUUUGGAAGCUCAGCUACAUUUGGAUUGUAACAAAGAAUUUCCUUUUCCCACAACGAUCACCGCAGUGAGGACCAACGUCGCCAACCUCAGUGACGCGGCCUUGUGGAAGAUCAAGAGGGCUCGCUUUGCCAGGAACCGCCAGAAGAGUGUGCGUUCCCUGCGGGACAGCGUGAAAGGGCCGGCGGAAUCCAAGAGGGCGCUCUCCCUUCCUGAAACCCUAACCUCCAAGAUCCCCGUGAGGUUGACCAGGCAUGAGCAGUCUGCUCCAGCCCUCGGUGGGACACCCGAACAGACACCAGGACAACAGUCUCCUGAGAAUGACAACACCAUCAAGGACCUGCUCCCAGAGGAUGCUGGGAUCGACCACCAGACGGUUCACCAGCUGAUCACUGUGCUCAUGAAGUUCAUGGCCAAGGAUGAGAGCAGUGCGGAGUCAGACAUUAGUAGUGCGAAGGCCUUCAACACCGUCAAGCGGCAUCUCUAUGUCUUGCUCGGCUACGACCAACAGGAUGGUUGCUUCAUGAUUGCCCCUCAAAAGAUGCGCUUGUCAACGUGCUUUAACGCAUUCAUUGCAGGAAUCGCCCAGGUUAUGGACUAUAACAUUAACUUGGGCAAACAUCUCCUCCCAUUGGUGGUUCAGGUGCUCAAAUACUGCUCUUGCCCUCAGCUUCGGCAUUAUUUCCAGCAGCCGCCUCGCUGUUCCCUCUGGUCCUUAAAGCCUCACAUCCGACAGAUGUGGUUGAAGGCCUUACUCGUCAUCCUUUACAAGUAUCCCUACCGAGACUGCGACAUCAGCAAGGUCCUCCUGCAUCUGAUUCAGAUAACGGUCAAUACGCUCAAUGCUCAGUACCAUAGCUGCAGGCCCCACGCCGCAGCAGGAGCUUUGUACAGCGACAACAGCAACAUAAGCAGAUACAGCGAGAAAGAAAAAGAGGAAGAUAGUGUUUUUGAUGAAUCUGAUAUUCAUGAUACACCUACUGGACCCUGCAAUAAAGAGUCUCAAACUUUUUUUGCAAGAUUGAAAAGGAUAGGAGGCAGCAAAAUGGUGAAAUAUCAGCCGGUUGAGAUGAAUGUUCAGAGAAGUAACGUAGAACUGGCUGACUAUAGAGACACGGGUGCAUUACAAGACAGCCUGCUCCGCUGUGUGCGAGAAGACAGCAUUCAGAAAAAAAAGCUGCGCUCUUUAAAACAAAAAUCUCUUGAUAUAGGGAACGCAGACUCCCUCUUGUUCACCUUAGACGAGCACCGCAGGAAGUCCUGCAUAGAGCGCUGCGAUGCCGACAAGCCUCCCCCGCCCGGAGCCUGCAGCCUGCACAGACCCAGCGACCCCGGGCGGCCCCGGCGGAAUUCCGCCUCGCGGCUGGCCAGCGCCGAGAUCCCCGAGAACCCCGCUCUGGAAGCCUUCCCGGAGGCCCGCCGGCCGGUCAUCCCCGAAGUCCGGCUAAACUGCAUGGAGACGUUUGAGGUGCAGGUGGACGCUCCAGGGCAGUCGGCCCCCCAGGAGGGCCAGGAUCUGAUCGACCUGUCCUCGGAUUCCACCUCGGGGCCCGAGAAGCAGUCGGUCGCCUCCACGUCGGAUAGCGACUCGCUUGUCUUUGAGCCUCUCCCCCCUCUCCGAAUAGUGGAGAGCGAUGAGGAGGAGGAGGCGGCCCGGCAAGGGAACGAUGGCACCCCUGGCACCCCUGCGGCCGCCUCCGCCGCCGUCCCCAGCCUCAGCACAACGCCCCUGGUGCGAGUCAGCGUGGAGGAUUGUUCCAAAGACUCAGGAAACAGCCCGGACUCCGCUCUCCUAGCUCUGGAAGACCCCACAGACCCCCGCGAGCAAGCCAGGGCGGAGGAGCUGCCCGAGUUGUCCAGUGGCAGCCCCCUCACGCUGAAGCAAAAACGAGACCUCCUUCAGAAGUCCUUUGCCCUGGCCGAGAUGUCCAUGGAUGAGAGCCUCGGCCUCAGCCUGGAGGAAGGGAAGCCUGGUGGGCCCACUCCAAGUUCAGGGGCCAAAACGGCCUUCCUGCAGGUUCCCGAAGAUGCUGAGAAUCCAACCGAAGGGGAGAAGCCCGAUACCAGUGCCGAGUCGGACACAGAACAGAAUUCCGAAAGAAAAAUGGAAGAGGAGGGAGCGGAGGAGUCCGAAUUUAAGAUUCAGAUUGUCCCGAGACAGAGGAAACAGAGAAAGAUAGCCGUGAGUGCUAUCCAGAGAGAGUACCUGGACAUUUCCUUCAACAUUCUAGACAAACUGGGAGAGCAGAAGGAUCCAGAUCUGACUACUAAAGGACUUUCAACUUUGGAAAUGCCCCGCGAAUCGUCAUCUGCCCCUACAUUGGAAGCAGGGGUGCCAGAAACAAGCAGCCAUUCAUCAAUAUCAACUCAGAAUAGGCAGAUGAAAAGGGGAUCCCUGGGACCUCUGACAAUGAGCCAAUUAAUGAAGGGACAGCUGGAGCAUCAGUCUAGCACCCCCCUUAACGUCAGCAACGGGGACACUGAACAGAUACAGCCGGGGAAACGCCAGUGUAACGCACCAACAUGCCUAAAUCCUGACCUGGAGGGGCAGCCGCUGCGAAUGAGAGGAGCUACUAAGUCCAGCCUGCUGUCAGCACCCAGCAUAGUCAGUAUGUUUGUGCCGGCGCCUGAGGAGUUCACCGAUGAGCAGCCCACAGUGAUGACUGACAAGUGCCAUGACUGCGGGGCCAUCCUGGAAGAAUACGAUGAAGAAACGCUUGGGCUGGCCAUUGUGGUUCUCUCCACCUUCAUUCACCUAAGCCCGGACUUGGCGGCCCCGCUGUUGCUGGACAUCAUGCAGUCUGUGGGAAGGUUGGCAUCCAGCACUACUUUUUCUAGUCAAGCCGAAAGCAUGAUGGUUCCUGGCAACGCAGCAGGGGUGGCCAAGCAGUUCCUGCGCUGCAUCUUCCAUCAACUGGCGCCCAAUGGCAUCUUCCCACAGCUGUUCCAGAGCACCAUCAAAGAUGGGACUUUUUUACGGACCUUAGCCACGUCGCUGAUGGACUUCAAUGAGCUGAGCUCAAUCGCUGCACUCAGCCAGCUCUUGGAGGGUCUAAAUAACAAAAAGAAUUUGCCAGCAGGGGGUGCUAUGAUACGCUGUUUGGAAAACAUUGCCGCCUUCAUGGAAGCUUUGCCCAUGGACUCGCCUAGUAGCCUCUGGACCACCAUCAGCAACCAGUUUCAGACCUUCUUUGCCAAGCUGCCUUCCGUUUUACCGCUGAAGUGUUCUUUAGAUUCCAGUUUGAGGAUUAUGAUUUGCCUCUUGAAGAUACCGUCCGUGAACGCCACAAGGAGUUUGUUGGAACCGUUUUCGAAACUGCUCAGCUUCGUGAUUCAGAACGCCGUCUUCACGCUGGCCUACCUGGUGGAGCUGUGCAGCGUGUGCUACCGAGCUUUCACGAAGGAGCGGGAUAAAUUCUACUUGUCUCGGAGUGUCGUGCUAGAACUUCUGCAGGCCCUGAAGCUCAAGUCUCCGUUACCGGACACCAACCUCCUUCUGCUCGUGCAGUUCAUUUGUGCAGACGCUGGGACCAAACUGGCGGAGUCAACCAUCCUGAGCAAGCAGAUGAUCGCCUCCAUCCCUGGAUGUGGGACGGCGGCGAUGGAGUGCAUGCGGCAGUACAUCAGCGAAGUGCUGGAUUUCAUGGCUGACAUGCACACGCUCACCAAGCUGAAGAACCACAUGAAGGCCUGUUCGCAGCCGCUGCAUGAAGAUACAUUUGGAGGGCACCUCAAAGUCGGGCUGGCCCAGGUUGCAGCCAUGGAGAUCUCCAGGGGCAACCACAGAGAUAAUAAGGCUGUAAUUCGGUAUCUGCCUUGGCUCUAUCAUCCUCCUUCUGCAAUGCAGCAAGGGCCUAAAGAAUUCAUCGAGUGUGUCUCCCACAUCCGUCUGUUGUCGUGGCUGCUUCUGGGUUCGCUCACUCAUAAUGCAGUGUGUCCAAAUGCCUCCGCUCCCUGCCUGCCCAUCCCUCUGGACGCAGGCUCCCACAUUGCAGACCAUCUCAUUGUCAUCCUGAUUGGAUUUCCAGAGCAAUCAAAGACCUCUGUACUGCACAUGUGCUCCCUCUUCCACGCGUUCAUCUUUGCUCAGCUCUGGACGGUCUACUGUGAGCAGAGCGCCGUCGCUACCAGUGUGCAGAAUCAGAACGAAUUCAGCUUCACGGCCAUCCUGACCGCGCUCGAGUUCUGGAGCAGGGUCACCCCCAGCAUCCUUCAACUCAUGGCCCACAACAAAGUGAUGGUCGAGAUGGUGUGUCUCCACGUGAUUAGUUUAAUGGAGGCAUUGCAAGAAUGCAACUCAACCAUUUUCGUCAAGUUGAUACCCAUGUGGUUGCCAAUGAUACAGUCAAAUAUCAAGCACCUCUCCGCCGGGCUCCAGCUCCGCCUGCAGGCUAUUCAGAACAACGUGCACCAGCACUGCCUAAGGGCACUGCCCGGCUCGGGCCAGAGCAGCGCCAGCCUGGCGGCCCUCCGCAAGUGGCUCCGCUGCACCCAGUUCAAAAUGGCCCAGGUGGAGAUUCAGUCCUCAGAAGCCGCCUCUCAGUUUUACCCUCUGUGAGCGGCGUCCGGUGUCCGCCCUCUGGUCUAGCAAUAAUGGGUUUCACACUAACACUUGGAUCCACGCAGGUGGGGGAAACACACUGGUACUGUAUAUUCUCUUUCUAGUUUAGUAACAGACGUGCCAAGGCCGGAGAGGCCACCCAAGACGCUUUCUCGCUCCACACAUUUCUGACGAAUCCUUGGCUCUCCGAUGAAGUGUUUCCUUACAUUAUUUUUUAAAAAAAACAACAAAAAAACCAACCAAACAAAACAAGAACCAGAUCA